Messenger RNA from Bombina bombina (fire-bellied toad), 1787 nucleotides. Its product is annotated as cytochrome b-c1 complex subunit 1, mitochondrial. The record is from RefSeq and is a predicted model, not a curated record. NCBI's taxonomy places the organism in Eukaryota, Metazoa, Chordata, Amphibia, Anura, Bombinatoridae. The transcript is spliced from 13 exons. Gene Ontology annotation, molecular function: metal ion binding. The coding region runs from base 90 to 1526 and encodes 478 amino acids. Gene Ontology annotation, cellular component: mitochondrion.
GGCGCGCUUCCUCGUUUGGCUUCCGGCAACUCGCAUCUAUACCUCCCAUACGCAUGCGCUUGUCUGUCCUGUCCUCUGUCAGCUGAAAGAUGGCGGCCUCUGUGUGUAGAGCCGGGAGCGCGGUUGGCAAAGCUUUCCUUGGAACUCGUUCGCCAGCUUUGCUAAGUCUGAAGAGGAAUCAGAGUGCUGUAUCCUAUGCACAAGCCCUGCAAAACAUUCCCGAGACUCAGCUAUCUACUCUGGAUAAUGGGCUCCGUGUAGCUUCAGAAGAUUAUGGUCAGGCCACCUGCACUGUGGGGGUGUGGAUCGCAGCCGGUAGUCGCUAUGAAACUGAAAAAAACAAUGGCUCAGCAUAUUUUCUGGAACAUCUGGCGUUCAAGGGAACAAAGAAACGUCCACAGGCAGCAUUGGAGCAGGAGGUAGAGAGCUUGGGCGCUCAUUUAAAUACAUACACGUCAAGAGAGCAGACGGCUAUCUAUAUAAAAGCUUUGUCUAAGGAUUUGCCAAAGGCCGUUGAGAUCUUGGCUGAUGUGGUUCAGAACAGCAGCUUAGAGGACUCUCAGAUCGAGAAGCAGCGGGAAGUGAUUCUCCGUGAGAUGAAGGAGAUUGAUGGCAACUUGCAGGAAGUAGUGUUUGAUUACCUCCAUGCAACUGCUUAUCAAGGAACUGCUCUCGGGCGUACGGUUAUGGGUCCGUCAGAGAAUGCAAAGAAGCUGACUCGAGCAGAUCUGGUUGAGUAUGUGAGCAGUCACUAUAAACCCCCUCGGAUGGUUCUUGCUGCAGCAGGAGGAAUAAACCAUAAGGAGCUGUGCGAUCUUGCUCGGCGCCAUUUUACUGGAGCGUCCAGUGAAUUUGAGAGCGAUACUGUGCCCCUUCUGCCUCCUUGUCGGUUUACUGGGAGUGAGAUCCGUGCCCGUAACGACGACUUGCCACUUGCCCACCUUUCCAUAGCUGUGGAAGGUCCUGGUUGGAAUAACUCUGAUAAUAUACCUCUACUAUUGGCUAACUCAAUCAUUGGCAAUUAUGAUGUGACCUAUGGAGGAGGAAAGAACCUUUCCAGUAAACUUGCAAGAACUGCUGCGGAGCAUAAGCUGUGCCAGAGUUUUCAGACUUUCAACACUCGUUACUCUGACACUGGGCUCUUUGGAAUCCACUUUGUUACUGAUAAACAUAACAUUGAAGACAUGCUGCAUGUGGCCCAAGGCGAGUGGAUGCGUCUGUGUACCAGUGUGACAGACAGCGAAAUAGUACGCGCCAAAAAUGUCCUGAAAUCUGCACUUGUGGGCCAGCUUGAUGGAACUACUCCUGUGUGUGAAGACAUUGGGCGUCAGGUCUUGAACUAUGGUCAGCGCAUUUCCUUGGAAGAAUGGAAUUCCAGAAUUGAUGCUGUGAGCGCCAAAAACGUGCGUGACGUCUGCUCCAAAUACCUGUAUGAUAGAUGCCCAGCGGUUGCAGGAGUCGGUCCUAUUGAGCAGAUCCCUGACUACAAUCGUAUCCGCAGCGCCAUGUAUUGGUUACGUUUCUAAACCUUGACUCACAGCAGUGACUUUUCUGGCAAACUAAAGGAACUUGUAUGGGAGAUUAGACAAAGGAUCACGUUUAUUUUUUUUUGUCUUGACUUUGAGUACAUGGACAGCAAUUUUAGAAACCUCUGCUGCUAUUUGAACUAUAAACUCCCAGUUUGCAGCAGCUAUGACAUACGUCCAAAUGCGUUUAUCUUUGUUUUUUCUGUACUGUGCAAAGCCUGUAACAUCAAUGAAAGUUUAAUAAAUGUAAUUUAAAACAAA